Trypanosoma conorhini is the source of this 669-nucleotide messenger RNA. RefSeq lists its product as uncharacterized. The coding region runs from base 1 to 669 and encodes 222 amino acids. NCBI's taxonomy places the organism in Eukaryota, Euglenozoa, Kinetoplastea, Trypanosomatida, Trypanosomatidae. The record is from RefSeq and is a predicted model, not a curated record. The transcript has a single exon.
AUGGAGGAACACCCUGUCGAGGACGAUGCGAAUGAAAUCAACACGACGCUGCUCGAGCUUCAGUCCGCCUUUGCCGCGGCGCUGCGGAACGCCGGCGUGUUAGGGAAGCUGCGGGCACAACUCCGCGCGGCGGCCAUCAGCGUCAUUCGCGGCGACCCGCACCUUCGCACAGCCGCCGUAGGAAAGACGGUUCUGCCAGCCGACCUCUCGCCGGAGGGCCGCGUGGCGCUGCUGCUGAUUGAGGAUUUUGCGCGCGUGCAUGGGCUGCAGCAGACAUUGGGGGUUUUCGAGGAGGAGAGCAACCUGAGCCUCGUGGGCGAGCCGGAGCGGAACACGGCGCGGCGGCUGCAGGGCCCGCGGAAGACAUCCGCGUUAGAGCAGCUGGUGGCGGCCGCCAUGGCGCACGAGCCACCGCAGCGUGAAGAGCAACAGCCGGCUGCGGCGCAUGAGUCGGAGUCGCGGGCGCCCGCCACCACCGCUGCCGCUGCUGCUGCUGCCGCGGGCAAGCAGGAAGAGGCGGCAGAAGGGGCACCCGUGGCUGCGGCGCACCAUCCAGAGAUCGCUGCGGGGUUGGAGGACUACGAAGACUCCGUUGACUAUAGCGUCAUGGACACCACUGACCCGUCGUGCGCCGAUGAGGGCAUGUACGACAGCAUAGAGAAGUUUUAA